UAUACCGAUCGUUUCCAACGCCCUUUGAAAGUACGGGCUCAACACGAAAGCAUGCUGAGCUCGAAUGGCGAGGAUGCAGGAAACAGAACGACCAAUGUAGAAUAAGUCCAGAACGGCGACAAAGAGGAAGACGAUCACGACAACGACGACGCCAACAUGGAAUUGGACUACAUGCGAGGACCCCGCACGCACAGCAACACGCAGUGGCAGCUCGGGAAGCAAAACUUGCCGUCCGCGUACGACGAUCAUCAACAGUCGUUGGGAUACGAUAAUCGAGCGUACUCGCACAGGGACGAGGAGGCAGUGCGGGCGGCGGCUGAUGCUGGCGCUAGCGCGCGCGGACACGUAGCCAGGGCGCCUACGUCUGCUGGUAGUAACCACGUCAUGAAGUCGUCUGCAGCGAAUCCGGCGUUUAUUCUUGACGACGAGCAGAUCGUGCGCAUGUUCGCGCACGACCCGACAAGGCUGAGCGCCGACAGCAUGCGGCUACACUACUCGGAUUCCGGUGAGCUGAUCGCAUCCGACCUGGACGGAGAUCUGCCGAUCGGUUUCAGAAACCCUCGGCACGACUCGUCCAUUCCGAUUACGGAAUUCGACAGACAGCGCAGCUACAGCUUGAAUGUUAUCAGCGGAAAUUUACAUCAGAAACCAAUCCCACGUUUUGUACCGGACUAUAUAAAAAUAGGAUCAUUCGGCGAGAGUUGUAAAGUUGGCCACAUAGAAGAGAAAAUUAAUGUAGAGGAAGAGGAACCGAUACCUACCGGCUGUAUGGGAAAAGUGGCCGGUAUACAGAAAGUGGUUUCAGACAUUUGGAGAAACCCAUCCGUUAGGAAGGUCGUUUGGUACGCGGUGGUAGUGACGCUGUUGUUAGGGUUCGCCGCCUAUGUCGUCUGUGCGACUUACAAAGAUGUAGAACGUGCUCGCUACCUACUUAUCAUCACCGGAAUAGUGCUCGUAUUUGUGGUAUACGAUCUCAUAAAGACGUACUUUGGUGAUUGGUUGUCAGCACGGUUUGGUCACAUAUACACUGGAUGUUGCGAACAAGUGUUUGCUAAAGAUUGGAUAAAAUGGGUGGUUUUGCUGCUGCUACUGUGUGCGUACAUCACGUUUAUUGUGCUAGAUAUUGUCCCCAAAAGACCCGCAAAUCUGUUGUCAUUGGCCGGGCAAGUUGUUUUCGUCGUUGUAAUGUUCAUCUGCAGUAAAUACCCACACAAAGUUAACUGGCGGCCCGUUGUGUGGGGUUUUGGUCUUCAGUUCGUUGUCGGCCUGUUCAUACUAAGAACUACGGCCGGUCAGGACCUGUUCUAUUUCCUCGGCGAUCAGGCGGCUGCGUUCUUUUCGUACAGUGACGAGGGAGCAAAGUUCUUGUUCGGGGAUCCUCAGUAUCUCGAGCAUCCGUUCGCUUUCCAGGUUCUGCCUGUGAUCAUAUUUUUCUCUGCGACGCUGGGAAUUCUCUAUCAGCUGGGAGCGAUGCAAUGGAUCAUCAUCAAGCUAGCGUGGCUCAUGAGCAACACUAUCGGAACAACAACAGCCGAAUCUGUGAGCAUGGCUGCGAACAUGUUCGUCGGACAGAUUGAAGCUCCGCUGACCGUUCGGACCUUCCUUCCCGACAUGACCAAGUCCGAGCUACACGCCAUCAUGACGGGCGGCUUCGCAACCAUCUCCGGUUCCGUGCUAGCUGCGUACAUCUCGUUCGGUUUGAUCUGUUCGUACGUAUUCCGUCCUGUGGCAUUUCUCAUGGGGGUCGAAUGGUCGGACUGCGGCAUCGUGGGAGAGCUGCUCGGCACUAAGACGUUUAUCAACGAGUUUGUGGCGUAUGACAUUCUUGGAAAAUACAUACAAGACCGAGAAGAUUGCAUCCACCCGUAUCUGUCACCUAGAUCCGAAGCCAUUGCGACAUAUGCUCUCUGCGGAUUUGCUAACUUUGGUUCUAUUGGAAUGCAACUGGGAGGUCUUGGAGCGAUGGCUCCCAGCCGCAAGCAUGAUUUGGCUUCACUUGCUAUCAGAGCACUGAUCGCUGGUAGCAUGGCCAGCAUAGUCACAGCAUGUGUGGCAGGUUGGAAAUAUACACUGAAUUUACAUCUUGUCGCCUGUGUGGUUUACACGUACACGCUGGAAAUACACGUGCAUAUAUUUUUCCAUUUAUUAAUAACAUCUCAUUUGGCCAUAAAGCUAGUUGAUUUUCUACUCGAAGGCUAACUUUUCAAUUUUUAGCAAAGACUUUAAUGAUCAUGUAAAAACGUGUGAAACGUCUUCAUAUAGUGUUAUAAUUGUAUGCCUUUAUACACACGAUGUGUAGGUUAACAUGUUUGC
Messenger RNA from Priapulus caudatus, 2313 nucleotides. Its product is annotated as sodium/nucleoside cotransporter 1-like. Gene Ontology annotation, cellular component: membrane. The transcript has 11 exons. Lineage: Eukaryota; Metazoa; Priapulida; Priapulimorpha; Priapulimorphida; Priapulidae. The record is from RefSeq and is a predicted model, not a curated record. Gene Ontology annotation, biological process: nucleoside transmembrane transport. Bases 157 to 2199 code for a protein of 680 amino acids. Gene Ontology annotation, molecular function: nucleoside:sodium symporter activity.